UCGCAAACGAUAAUGUUUUAAGCAUGCAGAAAGUCUCUACACAUAUAAAAUUUUGAUCGCAAAACAAUGCGGUCAAAUACUGUGAAGAUUAUGCUGGAUAAGUUGUACUACUCGCAUUCUUAUGUUAAAUUCACAGUGGACGUGACGCGAGAUAACGUGAUACAGCGGGGAUAUAUUACGGAUAUUGGCAAGGAUGGUCUCGUAAUCGACUUUCAUCAUGAUGGCCAGUCGUCGAGGGAACUGGUUGAGUUCUCUUGCAUCCAUACAUUGCCAACCAAACCUGUUGCCGUCGAGCGAUACCUUAAGCCACCCCAAGUGAGCUCCGAGGUGGAAGUGCUAAUUCGCAGCGCAGUCGACCAACCUAUGAUGUGGACAAAAGCCAUUUUCGUAACACUGUUGCCGGAUUACGGUAAUAAGCGACAUGGCAUCGUGGGUGAACAGUUUGCCUUGGUCCGACUUCCAACCAAAAAUCCAUUCUCGUUAGUCGCUGUAAAAAGCCUUUGGUCACCAUUUGUAGCCAGCGGUAUACGUAUCCGCCAGAAGCGGCAAUGGCAAACGGUCCUACCGGCAUCGUUCUACAGGGUGACCGUGCCGUAUACCUCAUGCCGGAGGCAGGAUUGCCCCUUUCCACAAUCUUCUUUACUUUACCAUAUGAGGCAGUUAGAUACAGAUAUUGGACUGAAAUUGGUCUGGCUGGAUUUGACGGGCACGCUUCUUGUGUCGGCUGACGAUGUCAGCGUCACUGUGGUGUGCCGUCGGAAACCUAAAGCACUACCCAACACAUUCCAUCAAUUGGUGUUCCACCUGUACGAUAAAUUUGUUAAACACAUUUCCCAAAACCAAAAAGGGUUAGCGCGAUGUUUACGGCUGGUCUACACACAACAAAGUACGGAUACAGGCAAAGUUCACGAAUUCGAGGCGUUUUCAACAUUGCUGACUCUUCCCGAUAUAAUGUUGCUGGAGGUGCUACUCAGUCUGGAUAGAGUCGCCCAAAGGAGCUUGCAACGCGUCUGUUGGAGAUGGUACAGACUUCGAUCGUGCUCCGCGACCGAGAAGUGUGUGAUUCUGGAUGCUCCACCAGGCCAUUACAUCAGCGGACAUUUUCACCUGGUGGACAUGGCGAAUGCAAUGCUGCAGUACUCGGCAGUAUCGAUGCGAAGUCUGCUGUUGAACCAGUUCUUUCCCAGCCAAAGCCACACGACUAUGCUGCUCACACGAGAAAUGCAGUUGCCAUUGGAGCUUUUUGUGUCCUACCGCAGCCCGGUACUUGAUCUUCGGGAUGAACUGGAGCUGUAUCCCGCAGUUAACAACAUGCACAUUCACUGUUCUAUGAAAACGAAAAACUCGGAAAGACAUACGUUAGAAAUAAUCAUCGCUGCACCGGACGACAUAACAUGGCUGACGAAUACUUUGGGCGCUGGUUGGACGUACUGCUGCACAACGAGCACCAUGAGCGACACCCUUACGGGAAUAUCUCUUGUGCUGGACCAACUGCAUCACCGCUGCUGGACGCACGGUAUACAAUCAAAGGUCGUGAACUGCUAUGGCCUUGGAAAAGGGGAAGGAAUAAGGUUAAAAGAGGGUUUGCUUCUUUGGCCUGUCACCGCAGCAGCGCUGGAUGCUCUAACGAGGACAGUGGAAAAUUUCUGUCCCACGGGCGCCAAGUCAUCUGAAACUGAUCAAAACUUUCUACCGCUUGAGACGUCCAGCAGACAUUUUGGUCUGUUACAGCCAUCCGGUUGUAAGCUAACGGGAUUUCGUCCAGACGUUUUGAAAGUACUGAUCCGGAAACCCCGUCUGGUGGGUGAAGACUACUUCAGUUUAUGGGGCGUACAAAGCUGGCUUCGAUGUUCUUGAUUUUGCUCAUUAUUUCCCGUGCGCGAGCAAUCUUCAAAAAUGCCGUAUUGCACUUUUUUCUUUUGCCGUGUAGUACUCGUAUGUUUGCAGUUUUCACCCAUAGACCAACUACAAGAUUUACAGUGAUUGUCACCGGAACUUAUUGGCCGAGCGAAGCGAAGCCUUCUGUACUCAGCUGGCCACAAAGUCGAGUGCUUGUCGACCGAAGCGAAGCGAAGGUCAUCUGUGUUCAAGAAAACCGGACACAAUUUUUGUCGGUUACGCUUCAAUAAAUUUAAAUAAAAUAUG
Molecule: messenger RNA, 2145 nt
Organism: Paramacrobiotus metropolitanus
Lineage: Eukaryota; Metazoa; Tardigrada; Eutardigrada; Parachela; Macrobiotidae
Exons: 5
Coding region: 67-1857 (596 amino acids)
Molecular function (GO): protein binding
Source: RefSeq, a predicted model, not a curated record